UCGUAAUAAGCAAGGGUAUAAUGGCUUGCCGAUGUUGCUGCUGCUGCAGUUUUGGUCCAUUGAACGAGGAUAAUGCAAGAUUCUUUCUGCUGGCACUAUUGAUCAUCCUCUACCUCCUCUGUGGUGCCGCUGUCUUUUCAGCUCUGGAGCAGCCGAAAGAAAAGCAGGCAAAAGAGAAGUGGGCGCAGAAGUUUGACAAUUUCACGCAGAAGUACAAUCUUAGUAAAGCUGAGCUGGUGAACUUUCUGAGGGAUUAUGAAGACGCCAACGUUGCUGGGAUCCGUGUUGAUCACAUUCGACCACGCUGGGAUUUUACUGGAGCUUUUUAUUUUGCGGGGACGGUGGUUUCAACUAUAGGAUUUGGAAUGACCACACCUGCAACGAUUGGAGGGAAGAUAUUCCUGAUAUUUUAUGGCCUUAUCGGAUGUGCAGCUACCAUUCUGUUCUUUAACCUGUUUCUAGAACGUCUGAUCACGGUCUUGGCAUACAUCCUCAAGGCAUGCUACGAGAGGCAGCGACGGUGGAAAGGGGGAAUGCCCCAGGACAACAGAAGGAACUCAGAAGGGCGGGACAGCCUUGCUGGCUGGAAGCCCUCUGUUUAUUAUGUCAUGCUCAUCCUGUGUGUGGCAGCCAUUAUCAUCUCCUGUUGUGCCUCUGCCAUGUACACGGACAUUGAGGGCUGGACUUACUUUGACUCACUUUAUUUCUGCUUUGUGGCGUUUAGCACCAUUGGGUUUGGGGAUCUGGUCAGCAGCCAACACAUGAGGUACGAGAACCAAAGCCUCUACAGGUUGGGUAAUUUUGUCUUCAUCCUCAUGGGGGUCUGUUGCAUUUACUCUUUAUUUAACGUUAUAUCCAUUGUUAUAAAGCAGAUUCUGAACUGGAUUUUAAAGAAGCUAGACUGCCGCUGCUGCCAUCGGUGCCGACGAAAAGUGUUCAGGUCUCGAAGGAACGUCGUGAUGCCUGGUAACUUCCGGAACAGGCGGAAUAAUUCCAUUGAAACAGACAUAAUCCAUGAGAGCGAGACUGACGGCCGCAGAAUGUCUGGUGAGAUGAUCUCAAUGAAGGACUUCUUGGCUGCUAACAAGGUGUCCCUGGCCAUCAUGCAGAAGCAGCUUUCAGAGACAGCCAAUGGUAAUCCAAGGCAAUCAGGCUCCAACUCUCAACACAAUGGCUUUUCAGAGGGAGUAGGGGCCCUGGCAAUCAUGAACAACAGAUUGGCAGAGACCAGUGUUGACAGGUGA
Molecule: messenger RNA, 1244 nt
Organism: Polyodon spathula (Mississippi paddlefish)
Lineage: Eukaryota; Metazoa; Chordata; Actinopteri; Acipenseriformes; Polyodontidae
Product: potassium channel subfamily K member 13-like
Exons: 2
Coding region: 21-1244 (407 amino acids)
Biological process (GO): potassium ion transmembrane transport; stabilization of membrane potential
Cellular component (GO): membrane
Molecular function (GO): potassium ion leak channel activity
Source: RefSeq, a predicted model, not a curated record